Messenger RNA from Macaca mulatta (Rhesus monkey), 647 nucleotides. The record is from RefSeq and is a predicted model, not a curated record. NCBI's taxonomy places the organism in Eukaryota, Metazoa, Chordata, Mammalia, Primates, Cercopithecidae.
CUGGUGGGCGUCUGAGGAGAAGUCGCCCCAUGAGGAAGCUCUUCAACUUGGGGAGACGCCUGGGCCAGGCGGUCCUGGGCUCCGUCCACCACGAGUACGCGGGUCCCGGGUCCCACACCAGGGACGCGGAACUGCGGAAGACCCACAGGGCGGCCAUCAAGGGCGAGGCCGCGGAGGCGGACUGCCUGGCGCGCAGGAGCCAGGACGUGGAUGCCCGCGACAGGAAGGACGGGACUGCUCUACAUUUGGCCUGUGCGCAUGGCUGUGUGGAAGUGCUCACUCUCUUGCUGAGCAGAAAAUGCCAGAUUGACAUCUGUGACAGACUGAACAGGACACCUUUAAUGAAGGCUGCACAUUGCCAGGAAGAGACGUGUUCCAUUAUUCUGCUGGAACAUGGUGCCAAUCCAAACAUUAAGGAUGAUGUCUAUGGCAACACUGCUCUUCAUGAUGCUGUGUGUAAUAAGGAGACUUCACUGGCAGGAAAACUGCUUUCCCACCAUGCAAAUAUUGAGGGUGGUAGGUAGUAGGAAGGGGGAGUAAUCUGAUGCAGAGGCAGAGGCUCAUGGAAAACCUCUACUAGGACAGUGCACCUGUGGCUUUGCAGGUUUUAGCCCCCAUGGCUGCUCUCAUGGACUGGGCUAGCGUUG